CAUGAUUGUUUUCGGCACAUAUUUUAAAAUUCAAAUGAGGCACACAUAGCCGAUUGUGUUGGAUCGUUUUAGCAACAUGUUUUUUGUCUUGCAUCGCUUCUUUCUUCCAAAAACACGCCAAGAAUUCAGCUCGUGACGAGACGUUUUAGUGAACAGGAAAGUUAUUUUAUUAAGUCAAGAAAGUUGAUUCGAAUUCUCGAUUAGUUUCCAUCAGAAAUUGUUGGUCGCGUUCGCAUUUUUAUGAAGCAUCUAGAUCUCUACGUUUGUAACAAACGUUGAAAUGGUCAAUAACGGCGUAAACAAAGGUGAAGAAAACAAUAUGAAAACGUCAUCGAAUGACUCAACGGAGAGAACGGCUCAGAACAGCUUUCGGAAACUCUUAAAGAACUUUGCAUCGGAGACCAGCUUCGGUGGUAUCUCGAAGGCGGCGCUAUCCGAAGGUUUUAUACGGAAGUUCCUUUGGUUCCUUAUCUCCGCGACUUGCUACGGUUUCGCUAUUUUCAUGUGUAUUUCGUUGGUUCAAACAUACUUGGAUAAACCGAUCAGGACGUCAAUAGACAUUAUUUACGAAAAGAGAGUAGCGUUUCCCUCGGUGACAUUUUGCAAUCUAAACCAAUUUCGUAAAAUGAAGCUUAAAAACUCUCUCUCAAACAUUUAUGCAAUCAUUGGAAACUACUCGAAUUCAAAAUCCAACGGCUCGAGUUUGGAAAAUUCGUUGGAGGAUCAAAGGAAAGCGGCAAAAAAGGAUUUCAAUGCCGAUUUUCCUGGAAGCAGUAUGGACAACAUUCCUGACAACGAUUUAGACAUCGAUGACAGAAUCUUAUUGCAACAAGUGGUUUCGAUUGAAGCGUCCAAUUAUGAGGAAAAGGAACUCAAGUCCGUCGGACAUCAGUUUUCCAAAAUGAUCUUGAGUUGUUCCUGGAAAGGAAUUAAUUGCAAAUCUGGUGUGCUAAGUAAGUAUUGGGUAGAGAUCUGGAAUUGGAGAUACGGUAAUUGUUUCACAUUCAACCCCGGAGCUGAUCUCAAUGGGAGUUCACUCGCUGUUUUUCGUACGACGAAGCCUGGACCGAGCUAUGGUCUCUCUGUCGACUUAAACAUCGAACAAAACGAUUAUGUGUCCGAGUUGACGGAUGAAGCGGGAGUUGUCGUCAUUGUGCACAAUCCACGACAGUUUCCGUUUCCUUACGAUGAAGGCAUCACGGUGCCUCCUGGGUUUUCAUCUUCCAUCGCCGUUCGAAAGGAAAUGAUCAGACGAGUCGAUCCUUUCCAAAACAACAGCUGUUAUCCUAACACCAAGUUGUCCAAAGAUAAUGUAUUUAAGAAUCAUUUAAAUGGGGCUGGCGAUAAAUACUCGGUCAAGGCCUGUAUGGAGUCUUGCCUUGCAACAGCACAAUUUCGGAAGUGCUCGUGUUCGGACGCCAAAUAUUCGGGUUACGUGAAACGAAUAUGCAAAGCAUCUGAUGAACUUCAAUGUGCGAACAACGUGACAACUUCUUACAAAAAUAGUCUUCUGGAUUGUGACAAAAGGUGCCCACAGCCUUGUGUACACGAAGGAUAUCGAUAUACGAUUCGAACGUCAAGUCUAACUUCUAAAGAAAAAGAAGCAAAAAUGGCCAAAGACUUUCCUCUUCAAAAAGGACCGGACUUCAACCUCGACGACAAUUUCCUACGAGUGAAAGUGUUCUAUGACGAAUUGAAUUUACAAACGAUCACACAGUCUACCUACUAUGAUCUUCAGACGUUGCUGGCCGAUAUUGGCGGCCAGCUGGGUCUUUGGAUUGGUAUUUCAGUCAUAGCAGUCGCAGAAUUUGGUGAACUACUGUUCUCUCUUUGCCUUGUCGCAGGCAGGAAAUCACACGACAAGAAGAAAACAAAAUCCACGGAAUUGGAGUUGCACACGCCUUGAUCGUGACGAAAAAGUAAAGGGCCUGAGAACGAGGUAGAACCCUGAAAACAAUGACUUUUUUGGGAGAGCGUCGUAAGUUUUCUUUUAAUGUGAAUAAUUGUUGUACAUAAUACAAUCGAAAGUAUGAAAAUAUGAAAUUUUAGCGAAGGGAA
Messenger RNA from Xenia sp. Carnegie-2017, 2058 nucleotides. Its product is annotated as acid-sensing ion channel 4-B-like. Gene Ontology annotation, biological process: sodium ion transmembrane transport. Gene Ontology annotation, cellular component: membrane. Gene Ontology annotation, molecular function: ligand-gated sodium channel activity. NCBI's taxonomy places the organism in Eukaryota, Metazoa, Cnidaria, Anthozoa, Malacalcyonacea, Xeniidae. Bases 281 to 1906 code for a protein of 541 amino acids. The transcript is spliced from 14 exons. The record is from RefSeq and is a predicted model, not a curated record.